Erythranthe guttata (spotted monkey flower) is the source of this 637-nucleotide messenger RNA. Lineage: Eukaryota; Viridiplantae; Streptophyta; Magnoliopsida; Lamiales; Phrymaceae. The record is from RefSeq and is a predicted model, not a curated record.
GGAUUUCGGAUUGAAGAACAUAAGUAACCAUGGUGAAGGGAGUUGCGGUGCUCAAGAGCAGCGAGGGUGUUAAUGGCACCAUUUUCUUUACUCAGGAGGGAGACGGUCCAACAACUGUGAACGGAAACGUGUCGGGCCUAAAGCCCGGUUUACACGGUUUUCAUGUACAUGCACUCGGUGACACCACCAAUGGUUGUUUGUCAACUGGACCUCACUUCAAUCCUGCUGGCAAAGAGCACGGUGCUCCAGAAGACGAGGUUCGACAUGCUGGUGACCUUGGGAAUGUCACAGUUGGAGAAGAUGGCACUGCUGCUUUUACGAUAAUUGACGAGCAGAUACCGCUUACAGGACCACAUUCCAUAAUUGGAAGAGCUGUAGUUGUUCAUGGAGAUGCCGAUGAUCUUGGAAAAGGUGGCCAUGAACUGAGCAAAACGACUGGCAAUGCCGGUGGAAGAGUUGCUUGUGGUAUCAUUGGCAUUCAGGGCUAAUUAAGUAAAUCUGGUGAUAAUAGCACCCUACUUUUGUCAUGGCUGAAGUCUUUUAUAAGGAUGGACCAGUUUUCCUUUGUAAUUUUCUCCUGGAGUUCUUAUUUUACAGACUAUUUUGCUAAUUGAAAAUUUAAUAUCAUCAUUCUCUC